Molecule: messenger RNA, 936 nt
Organism: Fusarium subglutinans
Lineage: Eukaryota; Fungi; Ascomycota; Sordariomycetes; Hypocreales; Nectriaceae
Exons: 1
Coding region: 1-936 (311 amino acids)
Source: RefSeq, a predicted model, not a curated record
AUGCCCCGCAGUCUUUUAAUCACUGGUGCCACCGGAAAGCAAGGUGGCAGUGUCGUGGAAGCUGUCCUCUCUCGUUUCUCUAAAGAAUUCACUAUUCUCGCGGUUACCCGAAAUGCACAAUCGCCCUCAGCCCUACGUUUGGCCAGGAAGUCAUCAGCCGUCAAACUCGUCGAGGGAAACCUUGACGACGUACCCUCCCUUUUUCGAGCUGCGAAAAAGGUUUCCUCUGGCCCCAUCUGGGGUGUCUAUUCAGUUCAAGCCGCUGUCACCAAGGGAACCACUUUCGAGGGAGAAAUACGCCAAGGCAAAGCACUCAUCGAAGAGUCCAUCAAGAACGACGUGAAGCAUUUCGUCUACAGCAGCGUUGAUCGUGGUGGCAACGAGCGGUCCUGGACUAACCCAACGCCAAUCCCGCAUUUCAAAUCAAAGCAUCAGAUCGAGCAAUUUCUCCGCGAUAGUGUCGAAAACAAGAAGUCUGCUAUGGGAUGGACAAUCCUACGCCCUGUCAUAUUCUUAGAUAAUAUCUCCCCAGACUUCCAGUCCAAGGUAUUCAUGACGAGCCUCCGCAUUGCCAUGAAAGAUAAGCCAUUACAAUGGGUUGCUACUUCGGAUAUUGGCGUCUUUGCAGCUGAGACGUUUGCCGGCCCUGAUAGAUUUGAUAAGAAAGCUAUAGGACUGGGCGGAGAGGAGCUUACUUUCGAGGAAUUGGACCAUAGGUUCAGGAGCGUGACAGGUAACGGCGUCGGCACGACGGUGGGACUGUUAGACAAGGCACUCAAGGCAGGGGUCAAGGAAGUCGGUCUGAUGUUGGAUUGGUUCAAGGAAGAGGGCUAUAACGUGGACAUGCAGCUCGCUAGAAGCCUCCAUCCGCACAUUAAGGAUGUUAGAGCGUGGCUAAAGCAGGACAGCGCCUUUGUCACACAAUCGAACUCAUAG